This is a messenger RNA of Oryza brachyantha (malo sina), 691 nucleotides long. Its product is annotated as calmodulin-binding protein 25-like. Gene Ontology annotation, molecular function: calmodulin binding. Gene Ontology annotation, cellular component: nucleus. The record is from RefSeq and is a predicted model, not a curated record. The transcript has a single exon. Gene Ontology annotation, biological process: response to osmotic stress. NCBI's taxonomy places the organism in Eukaryota, Viridiplantae, Streptophyta, Magnoliopsida, Poales, Poaceae. Bases 43 to 537 code for a protein of 164 amino acids.
UCGUCUCUCCCCCUUCGCUCCAUCUCCACCCACCUCGCCGCCAUGCUCACCGCCGCCGUGCACAUGGUGGACUCCACCUCCCCCUGGCUCCCUCCCGACCGCCACCACCUCAUGCCCCCGCCGCCGCCCGCCACCGCUGGCGCUCUACACCACCACCGCCGUGUCGCCAAGCGCCGCCCGCGCCCGUCGCGGCGGCAGCCCACCACCUACAUCAGCGCCGACCCGGCCAACUUCCGCCGCAUGGUGCACCAGAUCACCGGCGCGGACGACCUCCCGCCGCCUCCGCCUGCGCUCUCUCCGCCGACGGAGCUCGUCCGCCCGGUGCACGCUCCUCUGAUGCUGCCGACUCUCGACACGUCGGCGUUCCUGCUCGGCGGGGAGGCACCGGUCGUCCCGCGGACGGAGGCCGCGGUCGCGACGCCGCCGUGCGACGGCUCGCUGGCGUUGUUAGGAGGAGCGGCGCCUAAUUACAACAACAGCAAUAGCAGCGGCAACCAAAAUGGGUUCCCGACCUUGGACUCGUGGGAUCUUCUGUAAAUCAUAUCGAUCGAUUUCUGAUUCUUCAUAUAUAGAUGUAAUCAAGAGCAAGACAAGAUCGACGAACAGAGGCAUCUCUCUGAUUCUCUGUUCGUGUGCUUGUUAAUUUAAGCUUACGAUGUCUCAUAUACACAUGGAAGAGGUUUUAGCAUCA